Messenger RNA from Annulohypoxylon maeteangense, 1176 nucleotides. RefSeq lists its product as uncharacterized. The record is from RefSeq and is a predicted model, not a curated record. Bases 175 to 888 code for a protein of 237 amino acids. Lineage: Eukaryota; Fungi; Ascomycota; Sordariomycetes; Xylariales; Hypoxylaceae. The transcript has 2 exons.
CUGGAGACCAUACCAACUUGUCACAUAUUGCGAAUUAAGGCCUUGAAUUCCGUUUUUGAUGCCUGAAUUCCAAGCGACCGCGCAGUCUUUCCCCUUCCCACCUACCUAAUUCACAUUCACUCUAUAUCCCCUAUCUUCUUUCAAGUCGCUAGCGAACCUUAACAGUCACCAAGAAUGAACUCCUCAUCUUCAUCUGGUUCCUCGGAACCUUUCAUUUCUAAAAACAGCAAGGACGAAUACUCGGAAGUCAGGACGAGCGAUGAAGAAGAUCCCAACCUCUUCGUCCCUCGAACCCGGCCAAAGAACCGUCUCCGUAUCAUAUUCUCAUGGAUUCUCAAGAUCGUUAUACUAGCACUGGCUCUUCACAGCUUCAUUACUCUCAGCAUAUCCGCAGCAAUCUACAUUAGGGAUGCGUCACUACCAGCAUGCUACUGCGGCACAUCUACCGCAGAAGCACUCGCCAUGGGCUGCAAAUAUGACUCCCUAGCAACCUCCUGGCUCCCGUCACACUGUCGCGACGACGAGCUAACCUCGCUGUUCGAGCAUGCGGGUAACGGUCCGGACGGGGAAUGGCUAUACCACGCCUCGAAUACCAGCUCGUCACGGCUAUUCUCUCUUGAGGAGAUGUCAUACCUAGCCGAUAAGCCGGACCCGGAGAGACAGGCGUGGUCGACAAUCGACUGGCAUAACAUGCAUUGCUUCUACACGCUCGUCAAGCAGAUGCGGGGGAAGGCCAAGAUGGAGUACACGGGAUUCCCGAACGCGACGGCGCACGCAGAACACUGCGCCGUGGCGAUGACAGAUAGGAUCCCGAGGAAUAAAAUCGUCAUUGGGAUGUCUCCCGGAUUUGGUGACCCGAGGCCGGGAGAAUUGGGAAGUACGGAAUAAGCUAGUAGUUACGUGCUUGAAUACUUAGACCGGUCAAGUUAGUUGGAUCAGGAGCUUAGCAUCCAGUCGGAAAGGGGGUUCGUCUUACGCUAGGUCUUAAUAGAGGCGAUGAUGCCUUCUUGCCCAUGGAAUUAGUUAUAUAACCCUCUCAUGUAACCUUGCCUGUUAGCUCCAGUUGCUGACACCAUCAAGUAUCCGCUCAUGCAGUGGUUAUAGUAGGUAGUCAUAGAAGUCUAGGGCAUAUUCAAUCCGUGCCGAGGCAAGCCAUCCAUAGAUGGCGAAUUAAUC